AUGCAAGAACUUACUUCCACAUUCUUCUCUCGUUCCCUUGUCCCGAGGCUCCCUACCAGUUCUCCGCGGCUGCAACCACGAUCAGUUGUUCCCAUGACUGUUUGCAUGGACCAGUCACGCAAGGAGAAAGUGGUUAUCAUAAUGGGAGCCACCGGGACAGGCAAGUCACGCCUCUCAGUUGAUCUUGCAACCCGUUUCUCGGGCGAGAUCAUCAAUUCAGACAAAAUACAACUCUAUAAUGGAUUGGAGAUAGCCACGAAUCAAAUCACUAUCCAUGAGCGGUGCGGAGUUCCCCACCAUCUACUCGGUGUGAUCCCUCUUGAUGAAGGUGAACUAACUGCCUCCAAAUUCCGUUCUUUGGCUUCACAGUCGAUCUCUGAGAUAACCUCUCGUGGGAAACUCCCAGUAAUAGUUGGAGGAUCCAACUCCUUUAUUCAUGCCCUCCUCGUCGAGCAUUUCGAUCCGGAAACCAAUCCAUUCUCUUCUAAGCCGUCAAUUUCUUCUGAGUUAAGGUACGACUGCUGCUUCCUCUGGGUGGAUGUCUCGGUCUCCGUUCUGUUCCACUACCUCUCAAAACGUGUCGACCAGAUGCUGGAGUCAGGGAUGUUCGAAGAGCUCGCCAGUUUCUACAACCCAAGACAUUCUGGGUCGACCACGACCCGAACCGGGAUUCACAAGACCAUAGGACUACCUGAGUUCGACCGGUACUUCCAACUCUACCCACCGGAGAAAAAUGCCAAGGUUGGCGAGUGGGACCCGGCGAGAAAGGCGGCGUACGAGGAAGCAGUGCAGGAGAUCAAAGAGAACACGUGGCAGCUUGCAAAGAAGCAGAUAGCGAGGAUCAUGAAGCUGAGAAGCAGUGGCUGGGAGAUCCACAGGUUGGACGCUACGGCGUCGUUUAGAUCAUCAAGAGAGGUUUGGGACAUGACCGUUUUGGUGGAAAGCAUCAAGAUUGUGAAAAGCUUCUUGCUCAAAGACUAA
Arabis nemorensis is the source of this 981-nucleotide messenger RNA. The record is from the annotation of a GenBank genome assembly. Lineage: Eukaryota; Viridiplantae; Streptophyta; Magnoliopsida; Brassicales; Brassicaceae.